AUGACAUGGUGCAGUAACUCUGAUGAGGAGAGGAGGAUUGAAUCAAUCACGCCAACUAUGAGCCUCACUCCAACCACUGAUGUUAACAUAAAACUCACCGAAGAAAUUCGAACUGUAACAUGCGCCUCGUGCGGCCAUAACAUCGAAUUCAAAGAUCAGGGUGGAAUUCAUGACUUACCGGCGUUACCAGCUGGAGUGAAAUUUGACCCAAGUGACCAAGAAAUACUAGAACAUUUAGAGGCAAAAGUGGCGUCUGAUGCAUGCAAGCUUCAUCCCCUAAUUGAUGAGUUCAUACCAACGCUUGAAGGCGAGAAUGGGAUUUGUUCUACACACCCAGAAAAACUACCAGGAGUUAGCAAAGAUGGACAGAUCCGCCACUUCUUUCACAGGCCAUCAAAGGCAUACACAACUGGAACAAGGAAAAGAAGAAAGGUUCACACAGACGAAGAAGGAAGUGAAACAAGAUGGCACAAAACGGGAAAAACUAGAGCCGUUUUUGCCGCUGGUGAUGCUGUGAAAGGUUUUAAGAAAAUACUAGUACUCUACACCAACUACGGGAGGAAAAAGAAGCCGGAGAAGACUAAUUGGGUGAUGCAUCAAUACCAUCUUGGCAGCAGUGAAGAAGAGAAAGAUGGAGAAUUAGUUGUUUCAAAGGUCUUCUAUCAGACACAACCUAGACAAUGUGGUAAUAAUCCCAUUAUCAUAAAGGAUCCGUACGAAAAAAUGUUGAAUAUUGAUGCAAGUGGCCACAACAAAUCUACAUCAAUACCUAAAACUUCAACUCUUGUGGAUUGCUACAAUGUUCCUUACAUAAAUUAUGAUCAUGUCUUGAGUUAUAAUAGGGAAAGCUCCCCACAACUAAUUACUCCCAACUCUGUUGGUCAAGCUGAUGGCUCUUACAUUUCCUAUGCAUUGGAUGCAAAGAAACCAAGAUUUGAAACUAACACUAGAGCUUCUAGGUAG
This is a messenger RNA of Sphenostylis stenocarpa, 963 nucleotides long. The record is from the annotation of a GenBank genome assembly. Lineage: Eukaryota; Viridiplantae; Streptophyta; Magnoliopsida; Fabales; Fabaceae.